CUGGGGGCUCUGGGGAAACAUGCACUGGACUUGGCCAAUGCUAGUGCUGGCUGGGUGUAGGAAGGUGCGACGGCACGGGUAGGCAAAUCUGGCUGCUUGGAGACGGGCCAAGAGGAAGGGGGAUCAAGGGCGGGCACGUAUGUAUGUACCGUCCCGUACCCUUUAUAAAUGGCAUAUGCCUCAGUCGCUCCCUCUCCCACAUGUUAGCAACAUCCACCAUCUAUUGUAUGUGCAGCUCUACCAGCCCGCCAGCCUGCCACGGGACCCAUCAACCAGAAACUGUGUGGUGACGUGAGGACAGGACCCCUGUACUAGCCACCCACCCAUCCCUCCAUCUCUGUACUCCGUAUCUAUAGUCCGGCUCUUGUUAAUACCUCGGCUUCGGCGUUGCAUAUACCCACAACACACAGCAUCGCCGGCUACUCCAGAGACGGCAAUCCCUACUGCCGAAGACCACACCAGCCCCGGGUCCUCUGAAAUACCUCUUGUCGCUGAGCAGUGCCGCCACUGUCACCUGCUCGCCUAUCCCGCACCGUCUGCAUCCUCGUAGAGCCUGCGCGCCUCUGUCUCCUUCACAACCCAUUGGUGAUGUUGGCUGCCUUUGCAAGGACUGAGCUUCGGUCCCAACCUUUGCGAGCCCUACGUGGUAGCAGCAGCAGCAGCAGCAGCACAAUCUCCUUUCCCUCGCGUCGGACGGCUCCACUGAUCGCAGCAGCCAUGGCCCCGGCCAGUCGACGAGCCAACAGCUCCUUGCCUCAAGGUUAUGCCGAGGACAAGUCAAAGGGGCCCAUGCUCCGGUUCCAGGACUCGUUGCCCCGUCUUCCCGUGCCCACCCUCGAAGAGACCGCGGCACGCUACCUGAAAUCUCUCCACCCGCUGCUCAGCCCCGGCGAGUUCGAACAGAGCAAGAAGGCCGUGGCAGAUUUCGUCAAGCCCGAUGGCGUCGGCUCCAAGCUGCAGGCAAAGCUGCUCGCCCGUCGCGAGCACCCCAAGCACAAGAACUGGAUCUAUGACUGGUGGAACGACGCGGCAUAUCUCUCGUACCGAGACCCAGUCGUCCCCUACGUCAGCUACUUCUACUCCCAUCGCGAUGAUCGCAAGCGCCGGGACCCUGUCAAGCGCGCCGCCGCCAUCAGCACUGCCGUCUUGAGCUUCAAGAAGGCCGUCGAUGAGGGCACCUUGGAGCCCGAGUACAUGAAGAAGUUGCCCAUCUGCAUGGACAGCUACCAGUGGAUGUUUAACGCCAGCCGCGUGCCCGCCAAGCCGGCCGACUACCCUGUCAAGUUCGACCCAAAGGCGCACAAGCACCUGGUGGUCAUCCGCAAGAACAACAUCUACAAGGUCGUCCACGAGGUCGGCGGGAAGCAGCUCAGUGUGACUGAGCUGGAGGCCCAGUUCCGACGCGUCUACGAGCUGGCCGUGUCGCGCGGCCCAGCCCUCGGUGCCCUCACUUCCGAGAACCGCGACGUCGCUACCGACGCCAGAGAAGCACUGCUUAGCGCUGACCCCAGCAACAAGGCCGCCCUCGAGACGAUCGAGUCUGCCUCGUUCGUCGUGUGUCUCGAUGAUGCCGCCCCUGUGACGCUCGAGGAGCGCGCACACAGCUACUGGCACGGCGACGGACAGAACCGCUGGUAUGACAAGCCCCUGCAAUUCAUCGUCAACGACAACGGCACUUCAGGCUUUAUGGGCGAGCACAGCAUGAUGGACGGCACACCAACGCACCGUCUGAACGACUACGUGAACGAUGUCAUCUUCAACAACAAGAUUGACCUCAACGCGACCGACGUGCGCUCGAACAUACCCGAGCCGACCCUGGUCAGGUUCAAGAUCAACAACGAGGUCCAGAAGGAGAUCGACCGCGCCAUCACUGACUUCAACUCGGUAAUUGGGCAGCAUGAGCUGGCUGUUCAGUCCUACCAAGGCUACGGCAAGGGCCUGAUCAAGAAGUUCAAGUGCUCGCCCGACGCCUACGUGCAGAUGAUCAUCCAGCUGGCCUACCACAAGAUGUACGGCAAGAACCGCCCCACGUACGAGAGCGCGGCGACGAGGCGGUUCCAGCAGGGCCGGACCGAGACAUGCCGUUCCGUGUCGGAUGCCAGCGUUGCGUGGUGCAACGCCAUGGCGGACCACGGGGUUGACGACCAGACCAAGGUCGGCCUGUUCCGCGAUGCGGUCGCUGCCCAUAUCGAGUACAUCGGCGCCGCUAGCGACGGAAAGGGCGUGGACCGCCACCUCUUCGGGCUCAAGAAGCUGCUUGCCCCCGGCGAGGAGCUUCCCGAGAUCUACAAGGACCCCGCCUACGCUUACAGCAGCUCGUGGUACCUUUCGACGUCGCAGCUGAGUUCCGAGUUCUUCAACGGGUAUGGAUGGAGCCAGGUCAUCGAUGCUGGCUUUGGUAUCGCCUACAUGAUCAAUGAGAAUAGCAUCAACUUCAACAUCGUCUCCAAGGGCAUGGGAAGCCAGAAGAUGAGCUUUUACCUCAACGAGGCGGCCGGCGAUAUGCGCGACCUGCUGGCGCCAACCCUUGAGGCGCCCAAGUCCAAGCUGUAAGGGUAUAUAUAGCUGGGCCCAUUCAUCAUAGAAGGACAUCAGGUCAAGGGGGGCCUGGGAGGUUCCGCAGCCGUGGAACAGGACUGGGACGCGUGGGCGCUGACCCAAAUAGAAGUGAUCUUGUCUGCUUUGGGCUCAAAAGUCAUCAUAUUCCAAUAUGUUUCCAAGCUACUGCUCAUAUAGACAGCAUAGGCACCUCUCAUGAGCCCAUCGGGCUUUGGACGUUUCUAUCAUAUCCCGGCUUGAGUGGAGAGAUGGGCCUUGUACACUAGACUAUGUAUGACGCGCGUAUGUGUGCGCGUAGGCAACGUUAGACCCAUAUAAAUGAGAUUUGCCUCGCUCUAUUUCAAUGUUCACGGCCCCAGAAUGUAUCUGAAGGGCCACGGAGCAAAGGUCAUACAUGCACGACGGUGAGUCGAGUAAAGUCCAACUUUGAUGUUUGAUCUUGACCAGGGCUGAAGAGACAAGGCUUUAGAUUUCCUUCGCGACGGGGUGAGGACGGGGUGAGAAGCGACCAAUCCAAAGCGCAUCGACGACCACUCUCGUGGCAAUACUCUUUCUGUAAAUAUAUUGCGGAAAAAAUGUGACGUGUUUUUGAUGCGGUCCUAUCACUUCCCGACAAUGAUCACAACCUCAGCUUGAAACGCUCCCUUGGACAGACCAGUCCGUAGACAGUGCAGACGGUGCUCGAAUACUAGGAGCCGUCGCACCGUCGGACUGGUAUCCCAGCACAAACAAAAUUCCCUUCGCUGCCUCCAGCUAGCCGCCACUCAGCGAGCCGAGGAACAGAUACCUGCCGAGCCAGAGGCACACCACGACAUACCUUUAACCAGAGUGAGACACGAUCUCGUCCACCAAUGUCCCCUUCUCAGCGUCGUAGUAGGAGCUAAUCUGUCCCGGCAGGGGCACCUCGAUAUAAUCAUCAUCUGGGCCGGAGAUGACGUUGAGGUUGAUGCCCGCAGACUUGGAAUGGAUGAUCUUGGUGGCCGUGCUCUCCUUGCUGAAGUAGACCUGGGCACCAUCGACCGAGUCCAUCAUGACGGUGGGUAUUGUGCCCAUUACUUGCAACGCGAAGUUUUGCGACUUGACCACGUCAACGGACGAUACAAGCGUGUCCACGAUCAGGUUCAGCCUGUUUGUGUUGUCGAUGGUCACCGCGUUGGCCUUGCCCUUGACUAUGAUGGUCGAGUUGUUACAUCUGCUGAUCAGGAUCGAGUGAGACAGCGAAGCCUCGAUCUCGAUGGGGUUUGCUUCCUUGUCGAAGUUCUCGAUCGUCCACUUGUUGCCCUCGAAGGCCUUGACGGGCGGCUUCUUGGCCCUCAUGCUCUCUGGCUUUGGCUUCUUCCCGGGCGCGGGGCUCUUGCCCCUGGAGGUGUCGGAGACAGUGCUGCUUGCGCGCAACGACGGGUUCUUGUGCGUCAUCUCGGACCGGUCGACCUUGCGCAGGCCCGCGGUGACGGCCUCGCCCUUGUUGAGCUCGGAAAACACGGCAUCGAGGCCGCUUGCUGCUGUUUUGGGGGCUUCCUUCUGUUCUUUGAUCUGCAGGACUGGUGGGGGCCCUGGUGGCGGGGGUGGUGGUGGGCCACCGGCAGCUGGUGGAGGAGGUGCUGGCGCAGAAGCUGGGGCGGCAGGGGCGGAAGCAGCCUUGACGACCUCCUGGAUUGGCUGGCCCUGGGCAUUCCAAGGGAUGCCGGAGGGGAAGUACUGCUUGAUAUAUUCACUAAGGUCCUUGAAGAUCUGGUGGAAAGACUGUAUCCACUCGACCUGCUGCGGGUUCUUGUCCUUGUUGUCCUUGAUCACUCGGUUUCCAUAAUAUUGUGCGGAGCCCAGCGUGUUUUCAACGUGCUUGUGCGGCUUGCCCUCGUCGGUAACCCAGGCCAGCACCAUGAUGCCCUCGGCCACGGCGCUGAGCUCGUUGGAGACGGGGGACCCCCUGUUGGAUUCCUUUAUGUUCAUGACAGCCAUCAGGGACUCGUUGAUGGGCUUAAGCAGCCGCUGGUAUGCCUCCAUGUCAUCGCCGUUGCUCAUGUUGGGCUUCUUGGCCUUGGUGGUGAUGAGCAGGAACUUGCGCUCCUCCCGGAAACCAUGGAGGACCUUGGCAGCUUGUUCAGCGACGAGACCACCAAUGGCCUCGCUGAGUUUGGAGUAUUUCUCGACGGAUGUCUUCAGAAAGGCAUCGAAGUCCUCGAUGGAGUCGGGCAGGUCCUCGUCGGCGGCGGCGGCUGCGGGAGCGACGGGGGCGGGCGCGGGGGCGGGCGCGGAGGGUGCGCGGGAGGGCGCGGAGGGUGCGCGGGAGGGCGCAUCAGAGAUGGCCUUGGUGGAGCCAUCGGGAGAUGCGAGGGUCUCCUUGAGGGCGGGCACAGCCUGGGGGAUCUCGAUGGUUGAGGAAGCAAUGUCCUCGAGGCGCGAGGUGGCGGCCUCGAGUCUGUGCAGCAGGUUAGUGACGCGUUGGUUUGUGUCGGAGGAGACGACGACGGGGGCCAUGGCGAGGGGAGGAGGGGAGGGUUGUCGGGGUCGGGUUUGCAUAUGCGGGAGGGUGUAAUGGUGUUGUGGUGUCAUGAAGGUGGAAUUGGAGGAGCGCACCGCUUGAUCAAGGUGGUGAGGUU
This is a messenger RNA of Diaporthe batatas, 5159 nucleotides long. RefSeq lists its product as uncharacterized. The record is from RefSeq and is a predicted model, not a curated record. Gene Ontology annotation, biological process: carnitine metabolic process. Lineage: Eukaryota; Fungi; Ascomycota; Sordariomycetes; Diaporthales; Diaporthaceae. Gene Ontology annotation, cellular component: mitochondrion; peroxisome. The transcript is spliced from 4 exons. The coding region runs from base 589 to 2553 and encodes 654 amino acids. Gene Ontology annotation, molecular function: carnitine O-acetyltransferase activity.